This is a messenger RNA of Zea mays, 1581 nucleotides long. Its product is annotated as zinc finger protein CONSTANS-LIKE 16. Lineage: Eukaryota; Viridiplantae; Streptophyta; Magnoliopsida; Poales; Poaceae. The record is from RefSeq and is marked validated. Gene Ontology annotation, molecular function: zinc ion binding; protein binding. Gene Ontology annotation, biological process: regulation of DNA-templated transcription. Gene Ontology annotation, cellular component: nucleus.
ACAUUUUUUCCCUAACAUCUACAGUACAUACAAAAACUCAGAGUGUACGUCGGCACAUGUGGAUACUAUAGGUCCCAUCCUACUACAUUCAGCGUAGAAGAAGCCAUCACUGAGUAGCACGCCGGCACACCGCUUUGAAGGGAAAUGAUUGCCACGACCACGACCGGCAGCUCGGCGAAGGCGGCGGCGGUGGGUGGCAAGGAGGCGCGCGCCUGUGACGCGUGCCUGCGCCGGCGGGCCAGGUGGUACUGCGCAGCGGACGACGCGUUCCUGUGCCAAGUCUGCGACACGUCGGUGCACUCCGCGAACUCGCUCGCGCGGCGUCACGAGAGGCUGCGUCUGCGCCCCACGUCUCCGCUGCAGACGCCGCCGCCUCCCACGCCGGCGUCAGCGAAUCGCGAGAGCCACGACGAGGUGGUGCCGGCGUGGUUCAAGCGCAAGGCGCGCACCCCGCGCGGUGGGCGCGCCAAAAGCGAUGUGCGGACGUUGUCGCGGCGCCUCGUUGUGCCCCAUGCGGCGGGCGGGGACUCGCCAGAUGGUCGGAACGACGAGGGGGAGUUCGAGGCCGAGGAGCCGGAGGAGGAGGUGCUUUACCGCGUGCCUGUCUUUGACCCUGCCCUGGCAGAGUUCUGCUCGCCCCAGCCUCUUGAGGACGCGGCCGCUCUCGCGUCGUCCUGCAACGAAGACGGCGCCGUCGAGGACCCGGCGAAGACAGAUCGAGAGACACCUGCAGCGGCGCCGCUGGUGCAGUUUUUCCCCGACGGAGGUCAUGCCAACUUCGGGCCGACCGACGCCGAGCUCAGGGAGUUCGCCGCGGACAUGGAGGCCUUGCUCGGGUACGGCCUGGACGACGGCAACGAGGAGAGCUCGUCGUUCUGCAUGGAGACGCUGGGCCUCCUGGAACCGGUGGAAGUGGGUGAAGACGCGUCGCGAGUCAAGGUGGAGACUGACGCCGGCAGUGCCUGCGAAGCCAGUGGCACGCUGGCGUGCGCCCUCGAGCUGCUGGACCCAGAUGCAUCUGACGAGAUGCUGGACAUCGACUUCAACUACGGCUCGCCUCAGGACACGACGACGACCGAGAAUGCCGCGAGCAGCAGCCACACGGGAACCGACGGCCAGUUCUUGCAGACGAGCCUCUCGCUCACCCUCAACUACGAGGCCAUCAUCCAGAGCUGGGGGAGCUCGCCGUGGACCGGCGGCGCCGAACGACCACAUGUCAAGCUCGACGACAGCUGGCCCCACGACUGCACGAACAUGUGGGUUGUGGGACGAGGAAUGGUCGGCCACGGCGGUGAGGACUUGCUGGGCACGCCGAGGCUGGGGCAGGGCAUGGACGACGUUGGCCGGGAGGCCCGAGUGUCGCGGUACCGGGAGAAGCGCAGGACGCGGCUCUUCUCCAAGAAGAUCCGGUACGAGGUGCGCAAGCUCAACGCCGAGAAGCGGCCACGGAUGAAGGGCCGCUUCGUCAAGCGCGCCACCGCCGGUGGCAGUCUCACCAUCGCUGGCCUCGCUUAGUGCCGCCGGCAUUCUGCAUGCUUGGUUGUGCCUGCGUGGCUGCAUAUAUAUAUAUACUGGAGGUGC